GCUCCAGCAGCCGGAGCUGCGGCGAGCGUCGAAGCUGUCUGACCGAUGGGGACCGGCCGCUGCUGUUCCGUGGCCGAAGCGCUUUUGCUGUUGCAGUCGCUCCUGCUAUUCACGCUUUCUCCUCGGGGCUACGUGCGCGCAGCGGGGCUGCUUUUCUCCGAUGUGGAUGAGUGUUCCCAAGGGCUUGACAACUGCCAUCCAGAUGCAAUUUGUCAAAAUACUCCAAAGCUAUACAAGUGCACCUGUAAGCCAGGUUACAGUGGAGAAGGAAAGAUAUGUGAAGACAUUGAUGAAUGUGAUAAUGACUUCAAUGGAGGCUGCGUGCAUGAAUGUUUCAACAUUCCAGGCAAUUAUCGCUGUAUGUGUUAUGAUGGCUUCAUGUUGGCUCAGGAUGGCCAUAAUUGUCUUGAUACAGAUGAGUGCUUGUUUAACAAUGGAGGCUGCCAGCAUGUUUGCGUCAACACAGUGGGUAGCUAUGAGUGCCGUUGCAAUGAUGGAUUCUUCCUCAGUGAUAACCAACACACAUGCAUUCAUCGUUCAGAAGAAGGCAUGAGCUGCAUGAACAAGGAUCACGGCUGUGCCCAUAUUUGCAAAGAAACGCCGAAAGGAGGAGUGGCCUGCGAAUGUAGACCUGGAUUUGAACUGGCCAGGAACCAGAGAGACUGCAUUUUGACAUGCAACCACGGGAAUGGUGGCUGUCAGCAUACAUGUGAGGAUGCUGAGGAUGGGCCUGUCUGUGGAUGUCAUCCAGAGUACACUGUGCAUGCCAAUGGAAGAACCUGCCUUGAGAGAGAUGAGACUUCAACUGAAAUUGUGGAAAACAAUGCCACAGCAGGAACUGAUGUAGACAAGCGAGUGAAGAGGCGACUGCUCAUGGAAACAUGUGCUGUAAAUAAUGGUGGCUGUGAUCGCACUUGUAAGGACACUUCAACAGGAGUUCAUUGUAGCUGUCCUGUUGGAUUUACUCUUCAGUUUGAUGGAAAAACGUGCAAAGAUAUUGAUGAAUGUCAGGCCAGCAAUGGUGGCUGCCAUCACUUUUGUAGAAACACAGUUGGUAGUUUUGAUUGCAGUUGCAAAAAAGGAUUUAAAUUAUUAACAGAUGAAAAGUCUUGCCAAGACAUUGAUGAAUGUUCAUUUGAAAGGAUGUGUGACCAUAUAUGCAUGAAUCAUCCAGGCACUUUUGAGUGUACUUGCAGCAAAGGAUACACUCUCUAUGGCCUCACACAUUGUGGAGAUAUUAAUGAGUGUAGCAUCAACAAUGGAGGCUGCCAGCAUACCUGUAUAAACACUUUGGGGGAUUAUGAAUGCCACUGUAAUGCAGGUCACAAGUUACAUUGGAACAAAAAGGACUGUGUUGAAAGGUUCUUGCCUGACGUCAUUUCACACCAAAUAUCUCUGCGUUGCGUUAAGGCUGGUGGAAGUGAUAAGUGCUUUUUAAUCUGCCCCUCAGACAUCCACUUUAUAUCAGGCCUGGAAGAUUCCUACACAAUAAAAUGCGGCAGCCCUUCUCGGUUUCAGAAAAAAAACCAUAAUGCAAAUGAGUCAGCAGCCUUAGAUCUUUCCACCAUCAGGACAAGUUUAACCUUUAAGUUUAAUGAAGGAAAAUGUAACUUGAGAAAGAGUAAGAUGUUUCAGGAUGCUGUGCAUCAUGUAAUACAAGAGAAACAUAAUUCAGUAAUGGAGAGCUUCUACUAUGUAAAGCUAACAUGCAUUUCUGGCAAGAGAGUUCUUGGAGACCUCAGCAGAUUGAAGGGAGCGAGAGGAAUGUUUAUAUCAGCGGACUUUGAACUUGAAACAAACCAAAAGGAGGUGACAGAGUCGUGCAAUUUGAAUUGUGUACGUAAAAGGACUGAGAAGAGGCUGCGUAAAGCAAUUAGAACUUUGAGAAAAGUGAUCAACAAAGAGCAGUUUCAUAUUCGUCUGGCUGGUAUGGAUCAUGAUGUGGCCAGAAAACCUCCCAGAGUACUGGAUGCUCAAGAACUGUGUAGCCUAGGUCAAAGGCAUGUGGAUAACAGAUGUGCUAGCUGCAGUGUUGGAACAUAUUAUGAUGGGGAUCAAGAAGGUUGCAUUUUAUGUCCUAAUGGAACUUACCAAGACCAUGAAGGUCAAAUAACUUGUGAACCUUGCCCAAUUCCUCAGAACCCAGGGAGCCAAAAAUCAGCUGGAGCUCGCACUAUAUAUGAAUGUGGAGGACAGUGCUCACCUGGUGAGUAUUCUUCUGAUGGAUUUAAGCCCUGUCUUUUGUGUCUUCCUGGAACAUAUCAGCCCGAGCCAGGACGGACAUCUUGUUUUACCUGUGGAGGAGGCCUAAUGACAAAACAUACUGGUGCAACGGUAUUUCAGGACUGUGAAACAAAAGUGCAGUGCUCACCUGGUCACUUCUACAACACUACAACUCACCGAUGCAUCCGCUGUGCAGUUGGGACAUACCAACCUGAGUUUGGGCAAAAUUACUGCAUUGCAUGCCCUGGGAAUACCACCACUGAUUAUGACGGCUCAACAAAUGUAACACAAUGCAAAGAUAGGCACUGUGGUGGUGAACUUGGGGAAUUUACUGGUUAUAUUGAAUCCCCAAACUAUCCUGGAAAUUACCCUGCAAAUACUGAGUGUACCUGGAUGAUAAAUCCACCUCCAAAACGGCGUAUCCUGAUCGUUGUCCCAGAAAUAUUUUUGCCGAUAGAAGAUGAAUGUGGGGACUACCUUGUGAUGAGAAAAAGCUCUUCCUCGAAUUCUGUGACCACAUAUGAAACCUGUCAAACUUAUGAACGCCCAAUAGCUUUCACAUCCAGGUCUAAAAAACUGUGGAUCCAGUUCAAAUCAAAUGAAGGAAAUAGUGCUAAAGGAUUCCAUAUCCCUUAUGUAACAUAUGAUGAGGAUUAUCAAGAGCUAAUAGAAGACAUAGUCCGGGAUGGAAGACUGUAUGCAUCAGAAAAUCAUCAAGAGAUCCUUAAGGAUAAGAAACUGAUAAAGGCAUUGUUUGAUGUUUUGGCACAUCCACAGAACUACUUCAAGUACACGGCACAAGAGUCCAGGGAAAUGUUUCCAAGGUCCUUUAUUCGGCUGCUGCGUUCUAAAGUCUCCAGGUUUUUGAGACCUUACAAAUAACGGACUCCAUAUUUUGAAAACUUCCCAACUGUACAGCAGGGAAUUGUGAUUUUCUUUAUUAUAGGGAAGUCUUCAGGAAGCUGAUCAGUCAACUGUAUACAGUGUGUACAUUUUUUAAAUUAAAAUAUAAUUAUUUCAUUUUCAGGUGUUUUUUUAGUCAUCACAUAAUCUACUGAGCAUGUUAGACAAGGUUGGGUGGGGUUUUCUGUCGCUAAUAAAUUUGUGCUAGAUGCAACUACUUCAACUUGUGUUGCUUCACUAGCAACAUUAAAACUAAUGAACUGAGUACACGUGAAAGUAUAAGCCAGAGUUAUAACAUAAAGCUCUUCAGCUUUGAAAGGACAGACUCAGAAUUCUGUGUCAUAUGGAUCUUCUUUGAACUGCUUCAUAUACACCACCAUGCUCUGAAUAGGUAGCCUUAGGAAUGUGAAGAGCUAUAGCACCUGGGCUGCACUUUCAUGGAUGUAUUCAUAUUUGCAGACUCUGAGACUGCCAUGAUGGUAAUAAUUCAAAAUAGCAUCAUCUUCAGUAUGGAAUACCCAUUGGCUGUGAAUACACCUUGCACGUGAAAGCACUAAUUCACAUAAACUGUUUUCCAAGCUUCAAAAGAUAGAUUAAAUCUAUGAACUUAUUAAGCAAAGGGGGUAAUCUGAAAGUUGACUUUCAUCUUGGAUUCUCUAGAAUUGGUCUACUGCAGGGGAAUCCAACUCUGGUGCUCCAGAUGUUCAUGGACUGCAAUUCCCAAUUGGCCAUGCUGGCAGGGACUGAUGGGAAUUGUAGUCCAUGAACAUCUGGGGCACUAGAGUUGGACACCCUUGGUCUACUGGUUUAAAUGCUGAUUUUUGACAUUUUGCCUUCACCAGGUUUAGCAUAUUAAUUUAAAUAAAUGCAAUUCUAUUAUUACUCAUCUGACUUCAUCAGGGAGUCAAUAAUUAAAUAUAACUUUAGUAGCUACUGUAAGUUUCACAAUGAACAGUAUUUCUUUAAUAACUUUGUUACUAAUAUUGCAGUACUUGUAAGAUGUGGUUUCUGGAUCAGUCAUUCUAAGAAAUUUAAUUUUGAAUCUUCCAUAACUUUUCCAAAAGAAAAUGCUGUGACAUUUUUACUUGUCCUGUAAAUACAUGUGUAAAAUACACAGCAUUGCAGUGAAAGGUCGAAAAUAUGGUCAAUAUAAAAAUAAACUGAAACUUGUGAAUAGGG
Molecule: messenger RNA, 4305 nt
Organism: Sphaerodactylus townsendi
Lineage: Eukaryota; Metazoa; Chordata; Lepidosauria; Squamata; Sphaerodactylidae
Gene: SCUBE2
Product: signal peptide, CUB domain and EGF like domain containing 2
Exons: 23
Coding region: 46-3105 (1019 amino acids)
Biological process (GO): signal transduction
Cellular component (GO): cell surface
Molecular function (GO): calcium ion binding
Source: RefSeq, a predicted model, not a curated record